This is a messenger RNA of Fomitopsis serialis, 522 nucleotides long. Its product is annotated as HIT-like domain-containing protein. Gene Ontology annotation, molecular function: catalytic activity. NCBI's taxonomy places the organism in Eukaryota, Fungi, Basidiomycota, Agaricomycetes, Polyporales, Fomitopsidaceae. The coding region runs from base 1 to 522 and encodes 173 amino acids. The transcript is spliced from 3 exons. The record is from RefSeq and is a predicted model, not a curated record.
AUGUCCAGCCUAUUAUUCUCCACCUUUGAAGUGACCAAACAAGCAUUCUACCGCAACCCACUCACAUAUGCCAUCGUGAAUCUCAAGCCAAUCAUGUACUCGUCAUUCCGGCACGUCCGGUUCAACGGCUCUCAGAGCUCAACGCGAAGGAGCUCGCUCGUUGAUGUACUCCGUAACCACGUUGGCAAGGUGAUCCAGAAAGCAUACGCGGCGGACGGAUUGACCAUCGCCUGCCAGGAUGGCAAAGCUGCAGGCCAGACGGUGCCGCAUGUCCACUUCCACCUCCUGCCCCGCCGACUGCUCGGCGACCGUUUUGCCAACAACGACGACAUCUAUCCCGCCGUCGAGAAGGCCGAAGGAGGUCUGUCGGAAGAAGUCCAAGCAGUCCAAGCAGCAGAGCCACUGAAGGUCGAUGCGGACGAGGAUCGCAAGCCGCGGACCACAGAGGAGAUGGAGAGGGAAGCUGAGUGGCUGCGAGAAGUGUUCGCAAAGUACAAAGACGAGGAGCUACAGGUGGACUAG